Populus euphratica (Euphrates poplar) is the source of this 819-nucleotide messenger RNA. RefSeq names its product NAC transcription factor 25-like. The coding region runs from base 171 to 761 and encodes 196 amino acids. The transcript is spliced from 3 exons. Gene Ontology annotation, molecular function: DNA binding. The record is from RefSeq and is a predicted model, not a curated record. Gene Ontology annotation, biological process: system development; regulation of DNA-templated transcription. Lineage: Eukaryota; Viridiplantae; Streptophyta; Magnoliopsida; Malpighiales; Salicaceae.
CCCAUAACUAAUUCUUGAGUCACAGUGCAGCAAUCAGUGUCUCUCUUCUCACUCAACACUAUUAUAUAGCUAGGUCUAUGGCCCUCGGGAUAUCUAGCCACAUGCACUGUCCCACGUUCUAACUUCACCCAAAAAAACACCAAACUUAUUUGGCUUGUGUUUGUUUAGGCAUGGGAGAUCAUGGCUGUAGUGGUAACCUUCCUCCGGGAUUUGUUUUCAGCCCAACCGAUGAAGAACUUGUCCUUCACUUUCUUCAUCGCAAGGCCUCACUCUUACCUUGCAACCCUGACAUCAUUCCUGAUCUUGGUCUCUAUCCCCAUGAUCCCUGGCAACUUGAAGGCAAGGCUUUGUCCAGUGGAAACCAGUGGUACUACUUUAGUCGAGUGAUGGAGAACCAAGUCACAGAAAAUGGGUUUUGGAAGUCAUUAGAUACUGAAGAACCUAUAUUUAGUAGUGCUGGUAAGAAGGUUGGAUUAAAGAAAUGCCUUGUGUAUUGCAUUGGUGCUGACGGUGUAGAAACAAGCUGGAUGAUGCAGGAAUAUCAUCUUUGCAACAGUAAAUUGAGCGGCACAUCUUACAAGAGAAAGAAAAAACUAGAUUGUCAUCAAUGGAUCCUGUGUCGAGUCUAUGAAAGGGAGGGAAGUUGCAUCCAAAACGCCGGCAAUACCACUGAUGAUGACGACGGGACUGAACUUUCAUGUCUAGAUGAGAUGUUCUUAUCAAUGGAUGAUGAUCUUGAUGAUAUAAGUUUUCCAAAUUAGUUUCAGUAUAUUGUUUCAACUUAUAUUAAUGAAUCAUGUGUAUAAACAUGUGAAUCUU